Messenger RNA from Achroia grisella, 3524 nucleotides. It is a transcript of the gene Hmgcr, whose product is annotated as 3-hydroxy-3-methylglutaryl-coenzyme A reductase. NCBI's taxonomy places the organism in Eukaryota, Metazoa, Arthropoda, Insecta, Lepidoptera, Pyralidae. Gene Ontology annotation, molecular function: protein binding; hydroxymethylglutaryl-CoA reductase (NADPH) activity. The coding region runs from base 198 to 2732 and encodes 844 amino acids. Gene Ontology annotation, cellular component: endoplasmic reticulum membrane; peroxisomal membrane. The record is from RefSeq and is a predicted model, not a curated record. Gene Ontology annotation, biological process: coenzyme A metabolic process; sterol biosynthetic process; isoprenoid biosynthetic process. The transcript has 2 exons.
AUGUGUGGAAGUGUGUCAUGCGAAAUUCAUUAAAACCUACCUAUAUUGUUAUAUUCGCGUAUUACCAAAGAAAAGUGUUAUAUCACAACAUAACCAUCCAUCAAGGAAAUCGCGAAGAAAAUUACUUUGGAUUGCACAAUAAUAUAAUAACCUACUGAAAUAAGCUGCUAAGCAGCUCCAACGCAGUAGACGACACCAUGAAGGUAUGGGGCGCCCAUGGGGAAUUCUGCGCGAGACACCAAUGGGAGGUCAUAGUCGCCACAUUGGCUCUGCUCGCCUGCGCAGCUAGCGUUGAACGCCAUGGCCCGGGUACCAGGCCGGAGCACUGCGCCGGCUGGGCCAGGGCUUGCCCCGGAUUAGAAGCGGAGUACCAAGCUGCAGACGCCGUCAUCAUGACCUUCGUCCGCUGCGCAGCCCUUCUAUACGCUUACUACCAAAUCUCUAAUCUGCAAAAAAUAGCAUCGAAGUACCUUCUAAUCGUUGCCGGGGUGUUCUCAACAUUUGCAAGCUUUAUAUUCACAUCAGCCUUGGCUGGACUGUUUUGGAGUGAACUGGCGAGUAUAAAAGACGCGCCAUUUCUGUUUCUACUCGUCGCCGACGUCGCUAGAGGCGCUAGGAUGGCCAAAGCGGGCUGGUCAGCGGGAGAGGAUCAAGGGAAAAGGGUUGGUCGAGCACUAGCACUAUUGGGACCAACAGCCACUUUAGAUACCUUACUGGCAAUUUUACUAGUCGGGGUCGGCGCCUUAUCAGGAGUUCCGAGACUAGAGCAUAUGUGCACAUUCGCCUGUUUAGCUCUCCUUGUCGACUAUGUAGUAUUUGUGACUUUCUACCCGGCUUGUUUGUCUUUAGUCGCUGAUUUUGCGUCUGGAAGAAAAGAUAUGGGUUCCGACAGUCCCUUUUCAGAAGCGGACCUAAAACCGAACCCUGUAGUACAGCGGGUUAAAAUGAUAAUGGCUGCUGGAUUACUAUGUGUCCAUUUGACCAGUAGAUGGCCUUGGAGUUCCGAUAAUGGUAUAGUUGAAGGCCCCAGCGAUGAUCUCGCCACUGCUACACAUGACAACGUAUUAUUACACUCGUACGUGAAAUGGUUUUCUGUUAGUGCCGAUUAUAUAGUCAUAGCGACAUUGCUUUGCGCUCUAAUUAUAAAGUUUGUGUUCUUUGAAGAACAGAGAAACUGGGUUAUAGAUAUGAAUGAUAUGACAGUCAAAGAGGUUAUGCAAAAUGAUAACGAAACGAACUCUGGGCGCAAACCUUUAUUCUCUGUAGGCGAUGAUUCCAAUUCAGAAGUAUCAACUCAGACUGAUGAAUUAAUUAUCCACGAAGACACCGAGUGGCCUGUACUAUCACCGAGUUCAUCAGCAGCUAAAUUGAAUGCUAAAAAACGUCCAAUGGCUGAAUGUCUUGAAAUUUACCGGUCAGAAGGAGCGUGUACGUCUUUGAGCGACGAGGAAGUGAUUAUGCUAGUCGAACAGUCACAUAUACCUCUUCACAGACUCGAAUCAGUAUUAGGAGAUGGGUUAAGAGGUGUCAGAUUACGUAGAAGAGUUAUAGGCACGAGAUUCCAAACAGAAGAUGCUAUCAAGCAACUUCCAUACCUGAAUUAUGAUUACGGCAAAGUACUGAACGCAUGUUGUGAGAAUGUCAUCGGAUAUGUUGGUAUUCCUGUAGGAUACGCUGGUCCUUUGGUUGUAGACGGUAAAGCUUAUAUGAUUCCCAUGGCGACUACAGAAGGCGCCCUAGUUGCUUCAACUAAUAGAGGUGCUAAAGCAAUAGGAAGUAAAGGAGUUACAAGUGUGGUUGAAGAUGUAGGUAUGACGAGAGCACCCGCUGUUAGACUGCCGAACGUAGUCAGAGCCCACGAAUGUAGGCAAUGGAUUGACAAUAAAGAAAAUUACGCAUUAAUAAAAGAGGCUUUCGAUUCUACAUCAAGGUUUGCGCGCCUCCAAGAAGUUCACAUUGGAGUCGAUGGCGCUAUAUUAUAUUUACGAUUCAGAGCUACAACGGGAGACGCUAUGGGAAUGAACAUGGUAUCCAAAGGCGCUGAAAACGCUUUAAAACUACUUAAAAACUAUUUCCCAGACAUGGAAGUCAUCAGUCUCUCAGGAAACUAUUGUUCCGACAAAAAAGCAGCCGCUAUUAACUGGGUUAAAGGAAGAGGGAAGAGGGUGGUGUGCGAGACUACAAUAACAGCCGAAAAUUUGAAGACUAUCUUCAAAACAGACGCGAAAACUUUAGCGCGUUGCAAUAAAAUCAAGAAUCUGUCUGGAUCUGCUUUAGCUGGGUCUAUAGGAGGCAAUAAUGCUCACGCAGCUAAUAUGGUAACAGCUAUUUUUAUAGCGACCGGGCAGGAUCCAGCUCAAAAUGUUACAAGCAGCAAUUGUUCUACAAGCAUGGAAGUUUGUGGCGAGAACCGAGAAGAUUUAUAUGUAACAUGUACUAUGCCGUGUCUAGAGGUUGGCACGAUUGGAGGCGGCACAGUUUUGACUGGCCAAGGGGCGUGUUUAGACAUCUUAGGGGUGAAAGGCGCUGGUGCAUAUCCCGCGGAGAAUUCUGCGAGGUUGGCAUCCUUGAUAUGCGCUACUGUUCUCGCAGGGGAGUUGAGUUUGAUGGCGGCCCUUGUGAAUUCGGAUCUAGUGAAAUCUCACAUGCGGCACAAUAGAUCAGCUAUCAACAUGCAAGUAGCAGCCGCCCCUGAGAUUUCGACAGUCACUCUAGAAGUACCAAUGUUAUAACACAUCUUGCUGAGAUGAGAGAGAUUCAACCGCUUUCUUUAUCUUAAGGUGAUCUGACGAUAAUAUAUUAAUUAUUGAUAUAAUUAGAAACUGAUAUUGCUUUAAUUUAUAAGUUUGUUUAUUGACUGCAACACCAUGUUUCCACUUAUUUUAAAUGUAUACAAUACGUGUACACUAAGAAUAUACUAGUAUUGCAAUGUAUAAGAUGACUCUAUUAUUCAAAUUAGGCUAUUUUAAUCAUAGAAAAUAUUUAAAUUAUUAACCGGGUCUUAACACGAAUAAUUUUAUGGCAAACUUUCGUUAAACAAUCUAGUGACGGUAGAUGAAGAAAAAACUGCUGUCACCUAUCUACAUUGACAUCGCUGUUACUCCAGUCAGCUCGUGACCACGGCUAGUGCAACCUAGUCGAAACGUCGAGAGAGGUAAAUACCUUUAUUUGCCAUAAAAUUAUUCGUGUUAAGACCCGGUUAAUAAUUUAAAUAAUGUAUAUUAAACACGAAAGUAGAAAAUUAACAUAGAAAAUAUGUUAGGAAUUUUGUUGGUGGAAACGGGGGGGUUAAUUUCUAAUGUGAUUUGACAUAAAAAUAAUUAAAAAUGACAGUUGGACAACGACAUACGAUUACUAAAAUUGUAAUAUAAUAUUAUAUAUACUAAAUGCAGCAAAAGGAAUAAUAGAUUUUCUCGUAUUAUUUAGUAUUAUCUGUUUUAUGUGCAGACAUAUUUUUUUUAAUUGUAGUGCUCACAUACAUCUCUAUUUGCCGUGUAGUCGACAGGAGAAAAUGCCUUAAGGUG